AUGCUUUUCGCGUGCUGCAGGGGCCGUAUCGUUGAAUCCGCUCAACCAGAGUUGACCGCAAACGGGUACCGCAAAAAGGAUCGAUCAGCUUGUGAGGAGAUAAGCAUCGAAGACAUGGUCGCAGGAUUUUGGCGAUGCCGUUCCCGCAAAGCGGCUAUUCUCGUUUCAAAGGCCAUUCUUCAGGCCGAGCAUGGGUCUGAAGAUUGA
Molecule: messenger RNA, 207 nt
Organism: Plenodomus lingam JN3
Lineage: Eukaryota; Fungi; Ascomycota; Dothideomycetes; Pleosporales; Leptosphaeriaceae
Source: RefSeq, a predicted model, not a curated record